Messenger RNA from Eimeria mitis, 411 nucleotides. RefSeq lists its product as uncharacterized. The record is from RefSeq and is a predicted model, not a curated record. The transcript is spliced from 3 exons. NCBI's taxonomy places the organism in Eukaryota, Apicomplexa, Conoidasida, Eucoccidiorida, Eimeriidae. Bases 1 to 411 code for a protein of 136 amino acids.
AUGACGGCUGCAGAGGCGCUUGCGUCCGCGACAUCGUAUGUUGAAAAGCCGGAGGCUUAUGGUCUUAUUGAGGGAGGGUCUACAGAGGGCGCGUCAGCAGCAGCAGCAGAAGACACGCACUAUACAGCAGCAGAAGAAGCUGCAGCAGCGGAAGACGUAGGUACAGCAGAAGAAGAAGCAGCAGCAGCAGCAGCAGGAGCACCAGAAGCUGCGGUAGCAGCAGAUGUUGCUGCUGUUCCUGCUGGAGACGGAGCUGAUAGGGACGAUAACUAUCAGAGGCCCCCCUUCAUGGUGAAGCCAAAGGGCUUGACUGGAUUUGAAAGGGGCCCCCCAUAUGAGGAGGACCUGUGGGGGGUUCCUCUCGCUACAGCACAACUACAAAGCUGCAGGCUGCUGCUAUGGUAUGCAUGA